AUGGCGCUCCAUCCUGCCCACUCACAGUCUCGACAUAGUCGCAAACGAGCCUUGGCGCGUACGGCAGGGAUUGUGCUACUCUCCAGCACCCUUCUUCUCUACACGUCCACCACCAUCUACAUGGCUGCGCUGGCGUGGAAUGCAACGAGUUUUAGCUCAGCUGUCACCGGGGCCGCUGACAACCUGUUCUCCGUCACCUAUGACGGGCGUGAGAGCAUCCUUGCCCUCUCUGAGGCGGCGGACAAACAGUCCCGGAUGCUGACUGCGGCGCUUUCAGUCAAUGUUAUGAUUGGAGACGCGGUCGUGUGGUGGCGGGCAUGUUUCAUCUGGCAGAAUAGGUUUAUCAACUGUCUUGGUCCACUGCUCUUGACGCUGACUUUAGUUUUCGGCGCUGUAGGCCUAGCCCUGUCCCCAGCCCCGGGUGGGAUAGCGCUCACAGUGUACUUUGGAUCUAACGGCUUCGUCGAUGCCUGCGCCAUUCUGUCCUUUGGCACCAAUGUGAUAGCGACGUCCUUGAUCGCUUAUAAAGCUUGGGCCCACAGGCGAUUCUUAAAGAAGUAUCUUGGAGCCGACGGAAUGAAAUCACGCGUUUUCAGGAUGCUGGCUCUUCUCGUCGAAUCCGGCAUCGUCUACAUUGCUGUGCUGGCGUUCUCGGUGAUGUACCAACUGAAUCCAGCUUCAUACGAGUCAUUACAACAACAAGGCGCUCUAGUGGAGACGGAGGAUGUCUUCACUUAUGGUUGUCUCGUACCCGUUGCAGCCAUCUAUCCCACCUUCAUCAUUGUACUUGUUGCACUUGAGCAAUCGCCAAUCGCCGGCGGGUUGUCUCAGGCAAGCAAAAAUCGAGAUCUCGAGAAGCUGGAUGGUGUUACGACCAGCACUAUCAUAUUUCACAACUCUACGUUUCGCAGCCCUGACUCCGAGGACGACUCGAACGCGUUGGAAAGUGGGACGUGCAGCUCAGAUAGUGUCGUGCCGGAUAACCGACCUGAGGGCAUGAACCCACCCCAGCUUGAAUUGCGUCCAUUGCCUGACAGGGUUGGUGAGGAGCGUGUGUAG
Messenger RNA from Dichomitus squalens LYAD-421 SS1, 1059 nucleotides. RefSeq lists its product as uncharacterized. The coding region runs from base 1 to 1059 and encodes 352 amino acids. NCBI's taxonomy places the organism in Eukaryota, Fungi, Basidiomycota, Agaricomycetes, Polyporales, Polyporaceae. The record is from RefSeq and is a predicted model, not a curated record. The transcript is spliced from 6 exons.